CGCGCGCGCAUCUCGGCUCGCGCAGCGCACGACCGCCUUCCCGACUCAGCAGCCUACAGGACGAGACGACGAGAUGCAUCCCUGGUGCAAGCCCUGAUAAAAGUCGUCAGCUCGUUUUGCAAUUGAUUUCAAAUAAACAAACAAACAAAUAAACGGACAACAAACAAUAAAUCACUUAAGAACACGGAGAGACAACAGAGGCGCGAUGCUCGGGGUGGUGAAAUACGGGACAGCAGUGUUUGUGCUGUUGUUUACUGCAUUGCUCCUCUUCACCGGAGCCACCGAGGAAGGAAUUCUUACAAACCAUCUUUUAGUUCAACUGCACCAGGGAGUGAGUGAAGAUGCCCAGCAACUUGCACUUGAGUAUGGCUUUGAGAGUGCCAGACAGCUUCCCUUUGGUGAGAGACUUUUUCAUUUCUACCCCCGGGACACUCCUAAGACGAAGAGGAAACGCAGCCUUCGUCGCCGCCAGCAUCUGGAUAAGGACCGACGGGUAAAAAAGGUGAUUAUGCAGGAGGGAUUCGAACGUCAGAAGAGAGGCUAUCGAAACAUCGAUGACUUUGACAGUGGUUUAAAUGAUCCACUUUUUACCAAACAGUGGUACCUAAUAAAUACAGGGCAGGCAGACGGCACUCCUGGGCUGGACCUCAACGUGGCAGAGGCCUGGAAGAUGGGCUACACCGGAAAAGGAGUGACCAUCGCCAUCAUGGAUGAUGGAAUCGACUAUUUACACCCAGACCUUGCUUCCAAUUAUAAUGCAGAGGCCAGCUAUGACUUCAGCAGCAAUGACCCAUACCCAUACCCUCGCUACACAGAUGAUUGGUUUAACAGCCAUGGGACCAGAUGUGCCGGGGAGGUGUCUGCAGUGGCUAACAACAACAUCUGUGGCGUAGGAGUGGCCUACAAUUCCAAAGUGGCCGGCAUCCGGAUGCUGGACCAGCCAUUCAUGACGGACAUCAUCGAAGCUUCCUCCAUCAGUCACAUGCCGCAGGUUAUUGACAUCUACAGUGCUAGCUGGGGUCCCACUGAUGAUGGCAAGACGGUGGACGGACCUCGUGAGCUAACCCUUCAGGCCAUGGCAGAUGGCGUGAACAAGGGCCGCGGGGGUAAAGGCAGUAUCUAUGUGUGGGCCUCGGGGGAUGGUGGUGGCUAUGACGACUGCAACUGUGAUGGCUAUGCCUCCAGCAUGUGGACUAUAUCUAUCAACUCAGCUAUUAACGAUGGACGCACAGCUCUGUACGAUGAGAGCUGCUCCUCCACACUCGCCUCAACGUUCAGCAACGGCCGCAAGAGGAACCCUGAGGCAGGAGUGGCCACCACAGAUCUGUAUGGAAACUGUACACUGCGUCAUUCAGGCACAUCAGCUGCUGCUCCCGAGGCUGCUGGAGUGUUUGCCUUGGCAUUAGAGGCCAAUCCAAACCUGACCUGGAGGGACAUGCAGCACCUUACAGUACUCACUUCAAAAAGGAAUAAACUCCAUGAUGAGGUGCACCAGUGGAGGAGAAACGGCGUGGGUUUGGAGUUCAACCAUCUGUUCGGCUAUGGAGUGCUGGAUGCCGGUGCCAUGGUCAGCCUGGCGCGUGACUGGAAGACUGUGCCUGAGCGCUUUCAUUGCGUGGCCGGAGCGGUCCAGGAGACACACAAGAUCCAAUCAGGUUCAAAGCUAGCACUCACCAUCACCACAGAUGCUUGUCAGGGCCGCGAGAAUUUUGUGCGCUACCUGGAGCACGUCCAGGCGGUGGUGACAGUGAAUGCAAGCCGGCGCGGAGAGCUCAUGCUCAACCUGACUUCACCUAUGGGCACCAAGUCCAUCCUGCUGAGCCGGCGGCCACGUGACUCCGACUCGACCGUUGGGUUUGACAAGUGGCCUUUCAUGAGCACGCACACGUGGGGCGAAGACCCUCGCGGCACAUGGAAGCUCGAGGUCGGCUUCAGCGGAGAGUCACCACAGAGUGGCCAUCUAACCGAGUGGACCCUCAUGCUGCAUGGCACGCAGAGUGCGCCCUACAUAGAGCAAGUGGUCAGGGACUACCAGUCCAAAUUAGCCAUGUCCAAAAAGGAGGAGCUGGAGGAGGAGCUGGACGAAGCUGUCGAAAGGAGCCUUGAGAGGAUGAUGAGCAAAAGCAACUAGCCUCAGUCAGAACUGCAUGAUGCCUGCUUUCUCUCUUUUCUCUAGCUCUCUUUCCCUCUCAGUGUAUCUCUACUCCUUCUCUUCCUCUCUUUCUUGCUCCUAUAUUCCUUUUUUCUCUGUGGUCACAAGUUUCCUGUUGUUCCAUGUAGGCCUGCGUUAAUUGAAAAAAAAAAUAUAUAUAUAUUCUCCAAAACGACCUAUUCUACAAGAUAUUAACUCUGGUGUUCUCUUCUUUUUUAUAAUUUUUAGAAAAUGUAUAUACACAAUCUAAAAUGUAAAAAUAGUAUAUGAAUUUAUUGCUUCCCUUGCUGUCUCCCCACCUCUACGAAGACAACUAUUGUACAGUUUGUGACUGUAAAUGAUUCUCUGUGUUAUUCCACCUAAAGACUAGUACCUUGCUGAGAGAGCAGUGACAUUGAUUUUUCUUUUUUUCUUUUUUUGAAUAACACCUAUUUAUAUCGAAACAGGAGACAUAAUGUGUGAUCACAGCUUGUGGCCAACAAUGAAACCUUCAUAUCCUUCAAUAUAUAUCUAACAAUAAAUCUGUUCUGCUGUUUGUUAAAGCAUUUGAAUGAUACUGAGGAUGUUUUACAACGUAGGGACAAUAUAGGAUUUAGACUGGUUUUCAGAAAU
Clarias gariepinus (North African catfish) is the source of this 2764-nucleotide messenger RNA. RefSeq names its product proprotein convertase subtilisin/kexin type 2 (gene pcsk2). Gene Ontology annotation, biological process: protein processing. Gene Ontology annotation, molecular function: serine-type endopeptidase activity. The transcript is spliced from 12 exons. The coding region runs from base 206 to 2131 and encodes 641 amino acids. The record is from RefSeq and is a predicted model, not a curated record. Gene Ontology annotation, cellular component: trans-Golgi network; Golgi membrane. NCBI's taxonomy places the organism in Eukaryota, Metazoa, Chordata, Actinopteri, Siluriformes, Clariidae.